UCGUCAUGGCGGACGCGGCUUUGGACGCCGUGCGAAGAGAGUUACGGGAGUUCCCGGCUGCGGCAAGGGAGCUCAGCGUGCCUCUUGCUGUGCCCUACCUGGACAAGCCCCCGGGUCCACUCCACUUCUACCGCGACUGGGUCUGCCCCAACAGGCCCUGCAUCAUCCGAAAUGCCCUGCAGCACUGGCCGGCCCUCCAGAAGUGGUCCCUCCCCUACCUCAGAGCCACAGCGGGCUCCGCGGAGGUGAGUGUGGCGGUGACCCCAGAUGGUUAUGCGGAUGCCGUGCGAGGGGACCGCUUUGUGAUGCCUGCCGAGCGCCGCCUGCCCCUGAGCUGUGUGCUGGACGUGCUGGAGGGCCGAGCCCAACACCCCGGGGUCCUCUACGUGCAGAAGCAGUGCUCCAACCUGCUCACCGAGCUGCCCCAGCUGUUGCCUGAUCUGGAGCCCCACGUGCCCUGGGCCUCUGAGGCGCUGGGAAAGAUGCCUGAUGCUGUGAACUUCUGGCUGGGGGAGGCAGCUGCAGUGACAUCGUUGCAUAAGGACCACUAUGAGAACCUCUACUGUGUGGUCUCGGGAGAGAAACACUUCCUGCUGCAUCCACCCAGCGACCGGCCCUUCAUCCCCUAUGAGCUGUACACACCGGCAACCUACCAGCUAACCGAAGAGGGCUCAUUCAAGAUGGUGGAUGAAGAGGCCAUGGAGAAGGUGCCUUGGAUCCCACUGGACCCCUUGGCUCCAGAUCUGGCCCAGUACCCCAGUUACAGUCAGGCCCAGGCUCUUCACUGCACAGUGCAGACUGGCGAGAUGCUCUACCUGCCCGCCCUGUGGUUCCACCACGUCCAGCAGUCCCAUGGCUGCAUGGCCGUGAAUUUCUGGUACGACAUGGAGUAUGACCUCAAGUACAGUUACUUCCAGCUGCUCGACUCCCUCACUAAGGCCUCAGGCCUCAACUGACCGAGCCCUGGUGAACAUCACCAAGGACAACUCAUGGAAAAGGCCAUGCCCCUCCUGAGCCAGUCACCUCGAGAGGCAACCUGGAGUCAGAGGUGCUGGCUGCUGGCCCAGCUGGGCUUAGGGUCAGCUUCAGAGGAUCGGGAGGACCAGGAGGUGCCAGGCAGGUCUGGGUGUGGGCUCCCAGGAAGCUGGCGCACAGGUGAGGCAGCAGCCUGUUCUGGAAGAGGAGUGAGGUUCAGGUGUGGCACCGCCUCUCACCGGCGCCGUGACCUUGGGCGAGUUACUGCCUCACAGCAUCAGUGUGCUGUCUGUAAAACAGAGAUAACGAUGGUUCCUACCUCAUGGCGUGUUGGGGACGGUAUCUGUAAGGAUGGCACCGGCCUGGAACGGAGGAAGUGUUCAAUAAAAGGCGGCUAUGAUUUA
Molecule: messenger RNA, 1379 nt
Organism: Eubalaena glacialis (North Atlantic right whale)
Lineage: Eukaryota; Metazoa; Chordata; Mammalia; Artiodactyla; Balaenidae
Gene: JMJD7
Product: jumonji domain containing 7
Exons: 8
Coding region: 6-956 (316 amino acids)
Molecular function (GO): 2-oxoglutarate-dependent dioxygenase activity
Source: RefSeq, a predicted model, not a curated record